AUGUAAUAAUAACAUAGAAAGCUUAUCAAAAUAGUGGAGAUAACUGAUUAGAAUUAUGUGAAGGUUCCAUAAAUAGCUUAAACUGAAAUACCUUUUAACACAAAAAGCAAACCAACCAUAAUAGAAUAGCCUCAACAAUCAGACUUUACGAAUUAUAUAAAGGGGAAAUUAGAUAAAUUAAAAUAAUAUCUUUAACCUCCCCAUAAAAAAUAUGAAAUAAAUUAUGGAGUGCUUGAUGACGAAAAAGAUAAAUGCCCGUUUCAUAAUUAAUUUUAAUAGAAUUUAAAUGAUAAUAACCAGAAACCAAAUCGUAUAAUUUCUAAAAAUACUAAAAAUAUUCUACCUUCAUUAAAUCCAUACGGAAAUGAAAGUUCAUUGCAUUUUAAAGAGAGACUAAACUUAUCGGUAUUUAAUGAGAGAGUAACAAAGCAUUUUUAAACUUAUAAACAAAAUGAUUAAUAAAAACCUGAAUAAUACAAAAGAGAAUUUAUUUAAACUUAUCCUAAGAUGAUGUGUAAAUGCAAAAAAUGUGAUAUAAUCUUAGAUACUACUAAUAAUAAUCAAAAAGUGAUGAUUUUACAGAAGUUCACAAUAAAAAUACUAGAAGGUGAUUAGAUGAUCACUAGAAGAACUAUUCAAUAUGAAAAGGAUCUUUUUAAAUUAGAAGAAUUGAAGGAAGAUGAAGAUGAACAAAAUAAAAAGUUUAAGAAAUAAGUAAAUUUUCCAUUUGUAAAAUUAAAUUAAAGUAUUGGCAAAAGGGAAGAGUAUUUGUUCAAAAAUACAGGUCAAUAUUGGACUAGUUCUAUGAUAGAUGGAUACGGUAAUUAUUUAUCUGGGUUGGAUGAAUAGUAUUACUUUUCAUUAUCAUCAGCAGAAAGAGAAUAAUACCCAAGACUUUUUAUCUUUACAUCUGAUUUUUUAACCAAUUGUAAUUUGGAAUCUCCACCUCUCAAAGAAAAAUGGCUAUCAUUAAUGUUAGAGAAAUUAGAAAUUUUUAAAACUAUUCAAUAUCAAUUUUGGAUUAUCUAUUAAAAGAUCGCAUUUAUUGUUAAUAAAAGUAAUUCGCAUUGGUAUAUGCUCACCUUAGAUUUAAAAGAAAGAUACAUAGUUAUUUAUGAUUCUUUAAGUGGAAGCUCUCAGCACUAUAAUAAAGUUAGAGCUUUGUUGUCAUAUGUAUUUUAUGAGCUUCAGAAGAACGAAUUAAAGAACAUUAGGGAGGACUAAUAUGAAUUCAAAAUUUAUUAUCGACCAAAAUUUUAAAGUUAAAAUGAUUCAUAUUCUUGUGGCUACCAUACUUGUAUUGCUCUGCAAUAUUUUAGUAAUACACAUAGAGUUAAGGGCUUUAAGGAUAGAAAUGAGAUUAAAAAUGACUUAAAUAAAAUUUUGUUAUACGAACCAAUAUGA
Paramecium octaurelia is the source of this 1404-nucleotide messenger RNA. NCBI's taxonomy places the organism in Eukaryota, Ciliophora, Oligohymenophorea, Peniculida, Parameciidae. The record is from the annotation of a GenBank genome assembly.